ACUGAGUUGUUGCUAUUAAUACAGCUGAGAAAAAAGCGUACUGCUGGUGAAAGCUGUUGUAGUCUCGGUUGAAGAGGAAAGGAGUUACAGUAAACUUGACAAGCUGAAAGGACAUAUUUGGGCAAAUGAUGCUUCUGGUUCGGUGACUCUGGGCACUUAACGACUCCUUCACCACCAUGGAAGAAACCGUCUCAUGUACUGAAUUAGCAAAUUCCAAAUCCCCCUCAGCAUACGAGGUGGUGAUCCUGCACACGGCUGAAGCUCAGGAAUGGGCGGCGUAUUUGCGGCAGAUCUUGAAAUCUUCUGGAAAACUCAGCAAAAGGUCUAUUUUGCUGUACGCGGUCGGCCAAACAGAUCAGCUCCACGGAUAUAACUUUGAACACUUCGACAGUUGCAAGUCCAUCGUGCUGCUCCUCACGGCAGAGUUCCUAGACUUGCUCUGUGAAGCCGACCUACAGGGUGCACUUCACAGACUCCUUCACCCACCACACCGAGUGGUCGUGCUGCUGUGCGGCAUCACAGAGGAACACAUAGAGACAGAGAGAUUUGACGGCUGGCACAGCUGGAGAAAAAUCAGUUCUGAAGAUGACUCGGAUGUCUACGUCUCCACCAUUUUGGAGGCCAUGACUGACAGCAGACAUGUGGAGGCUGCACAUGAGACCGAAACUGAAGCUGCACCAGAGUUGCACGUCGCAGCAACUUCGUCAUCUGAAAUUCCCACCGAAAAGGAGGAAGUUGUGUCAGAGGAGCGAGAAGAACCUGUCCUGGAGGAUGAAGAAGAACCUGCAAGCACGAACAUUUCACCUAGUGAGGAAGUUAGUGCGCCGUCGCCGCUCACCUGUGUCACCGUUCAACCAAGCAGAGUUCUCUGUGGGCAACAGGAGAUGCUGUUCAUCAUUUUCUCGCAGAAACUCGAUCACCAGUUGACACCAGAGGUGGAGUUCUCAUCUGAAAGUGAAGCUGCAAAAAGCCUCAUGGGCUUAGUGGAGAAUGAAUACACCAUAAGUGUUGCUGCACCUGCUAUGCCUGCUGGAGUGGUCUCACUGGCCAUGCACAUCGACGGUGCUCGGCUCAGCUUGAAGCCUGUUACUUAUUACACCAGUAUGGGUGAAGUCAGUCGGUUUCUUGAACAGGCCAUUGAUCCUGUUAGCUUCAUCUCCCAGGCCUUCAACUUGACGUCGAAUGCAACAGAGUCACUGGACGACAUGCUAACUGAGUCAUUAAAAUCCAGAAUGCCUGCAACUGGUUUUCAGCUCUUUGGAAUCAGACAGAUUGAAGUAGACAAUAUGGCGGCAUGUCAGCGUAAUGAGGAGCUUCCGACUCUGCUCCACUUUGCUGCUAAGUACGGCCUGAAGAAGCUGACCACCCUUCUCCUUCAGUGUCCCGGGGCUCUGCAGGCUUACAGCGUGAUGAAUAAGCACGGAGACUACCCGAACAAACUGGCAGAGAAGAGCGGCUUCCUGGAUCUCAGACAGUUCAUGGACGAAUUUGUUGUGACAGCCGAUAUGGUCAAGUUGCACUUUGAGGACCACGAGGAGGAUGCAGAGGUGUAUGAAGCCAUGACAAAUACAUCUCGGGAUAUCAUGAUGAAGUUUUCAUGUUGUUCAGAAGACAUUUAUGAGUCAAUGCUGGGGAUCGACCCUGAAUGUGCAGAGGACCUAUAUGAGGAGAUGACUGUAGUCGAUGAGAACCCUGAAGAAGCUAUGCUUAGGAAGUUUUUCAAAGCGAAACCUCACGACAUUGUAACCCAGGACGACAGUGAGCAGCCUCAAAGUGAAGAUGAGCCAAAAGACAAUCCGUAUGACUUAGAACUAACUGAAGAAGAAGAGGAGGAUCCCUACAACCUUUUCCCGGAGGACAUCUAUGAUAUUGUGGAUACAAAAAGCAUUCUUAUCCCAUUAAUCCAGAACCGUCCACCAGCACCUGUCCCCAGAUCGGAGGCUGAGCCUGAGACUGAAGAAACCAUGAAGUACAUCACUAGAGUGUUUUCAGAUAAAGGGACAUCCCAGAGUAAAACAUUGGAGACGGGAUAUUCUGCAGUUCGGCCACAUUACCAGGCCCCAACACCAGCGUAUGACCCCUAUUCUGGGAUGAAGACCCCUGGACAGAGGCAGCUCAUAUCUCUGCAGGAGAGGGUGAAAGUGGGAGAAAUUAAUGUGGAUGAGGCCGUCCAGGAGUUCAAGUCGUGGCAGUUUGACCAUGAGCGGAGGGCGCAUUCCAUACGCUAUCAACAGGAAAAUCUGAGGAAAUUACGCGACAGCAUCACCAGGCGUCACAAAGAGAGAGAGAAGACAGGAAACAUUGAAUACGAGAUAAGCGCUCCACUGCAGAGUAACUUAUGCUGGGGCUCCAGUUCGGCAUUAGAGUGUGCAGUGUAUGAGCCGGUGCCCAGAAUGGAGGCCCCGCUCCCUCCUGUUCCUAAUACUAUCCAGAGAGGAAGCUGGAAGACAGGUAGCACGUCCAGCACAUCAAGUAAUGAAAGCAACAGGCUCAGCAUUCACAGCAUUCAAAGUUGCAGCAGCGGCACAGAGCCUGAGGCUGAGGACACAUUCGAAAAUCUCCCUCCUCCUUUAACACGACCUCUGAGGCCAUCUGAUGCUGCACCCGUCAUGCCUCCACCCAGGGUUCCUCCGAGGAUCCCAGAAAGGGUUCCAGAGAUCAUGGUGCAUGAGCGCUACAUAAGCUGCCCUACCCGAGCGCUUCCUCAAAGACCACCUCCCAGAGAAAUGAUAGCACCUCCUGUACCUCGUCGCCUGCGGUGAUUGGUCGACUAAUACUGAUUUGUCCUGGGUUUUGUCUUUAUAGCUGCCGGUAGUUUUCUUGUAAGAAGGAAUUAUGUGUUGAAUAGAUAUUUCGUCUGUAGAUAACCACAAUUUAAUGAGAAGAAUCCUCACAGACCCAGUUAUUUGAUUGCUUUUUCUUGUAUUGAUUUGAUGUAUCAGUUUACCUAAUAAAAGUAUUCAAUUCACAUAAUUACUAUGGAUAUGUGAGUGAUACUUAGCAUGUAAAUGUUGUGUUUUGUUUUUUUUCUUCAUCUGUGUUAUAUAAACUGAUAUGAACGUUUUUGGGGAUGGGGAUUGUAAUGAGGUGAAGGAUAAAAAUCACUUGUAUGUGAAGUAUUAUUUGUAUUUACUCAUGGCCAGGGAUGUUAGUUUAGUUCGCUUUGCAAAAUAAAUGUACAUUUUAUAUGGAAGCACUUACAUUAAAUUAUAUUCCAUCUAUUUUUCAUCAAAUGCCGUCACCAUUAUACAUUUUAAAUGAUCACCUUUAAGAAGUUGUUGUAGGAGGUCUGUUUAGUUGUGUCUUCAUGUAAGUACUGAAUUUCACAAUGAAAUAUGAUAAUGUAUUUUCCUCAUGUAGUCUUGAAUUCAUCACUAUUUUAAGUGGCUCGUUUCUUACCAGUAUUGAUUUCUUUGUCGUGCAAUACGAAGUUUGGCCACUUGGUGGUGCUCGCUAUUCUCUGUCCUGUAAAGGUGGACUGACAUAUUCUUCCAUGUAUGUAAAAACUUUUCCCAGUGAUUUUAUCUCAUUAAGUUUUCAGCAGUUUGAUUAAAUAGCAAAUUACUUGUUAUUUUAUUGAUAUAAAUGAAUGAGUGUAAAAUUGUCUACUGUCAACUAUAAGUCCUCUGAGGAAAGUCGUGUACAGAGUGUGAGAGAGUGUUGCCAGCUAGGACUUCUGGUCAAAACCUUCAAAGUAAAAUCCUUACUGUUAGGCACUGUACG
Limanda limanda (common dab) is the source of this 3723-nucleotide messenger RNA. It is a transcript of the gene pik3ap1, whose product is annotated as phosphoinositide-3-kinase adaptor protein 1. Gene Ontology annotation, cellular component: cytosol. Bases 177 to 2762 code for a protein of 861 amino acids. The record is from RefSeq and is a predicted model, not a curated record. The transcript has 17 exons. NCBI's taxonomy places the organism in Eukaryota, Metazoa, Chordata, Actinopteri, Pleuronectiformes, Pleuronectidae. Gene Ontology annotation, molecular function: signaling receptor binding; phosphatidylinositol 3-kinase regulatory subunit binding.